AUGAUUUCUAAUGCAAUUUCAGAUUUAGAUGCAACCAAAAUUGUGAUCCCUGGAGGGUGCACAAAGUAUUUGCAACCACUUGACGCACUGGUAAUUGCAAAUUUCAAAUCAAAAACAACAGAUUUCAGAAUCAAAUUCCAAACAGAGCAGAUUGAAAGAAGAUCGAAAAGAACUGGAAACCUCAAAGCUCUUGAUCGCCAGCAACUGAUAAACAUUGCUUCAAAGGCGUGAGAUGCUGUAAGCCCUCAACUUGUCAGAAAAUCAUUUGAGUUGACGGGUUCUUAUGGCGUUAAUCAUCCAAAGAUUUUUCAGCCAUCAAGUUAA
Messenger RNA from Blepharisma stoltei, 324 nucleotides. The record is from the annotation of a GenBank genome assembly. Lineage: Eukaryota; Ciliophora; Heterotrichea; Heterotrichida; Blepharismidae.